UGCCGCGGAGGUGCCGGCGCUUGGCACAGCCUCGCUGCCCACUGCCCCCGCCCGGCCCAGCUCCCUCAUGCCGCCGACCGUGGCCGUCGUCGGGGGCGGCAUCAGCGGCUUGGCCGCCUGCUACUACCUGGCCCGCAGCCCUAACCCGCCCAAGGUGCUGCUGCUGGAAGCCAGCGCCCGGCUCGGGGGGUGGCUGCAGAGCACCCGCACCGCCGAGGGCGCCGUGUUCGAGCACGGGCCCAGGGGCAUCCGCCCCGGCGGGGCGGUGGGCGCCGACACGCUGCACAUGGUCUCCCAGCUUGGCUUGGAGGGUGACAUCCUGCCCGUCCCUGGGGACCACCUGGCCUCCAGGAACCGCUUCCUCUACACCGCUGGGGCCCUGCACAAGCUGCCCUCGGGUCUAGGGGGCCUGCUGCGGCCGGUGCCACCCUUCUCACGGGCACUGGUCUGGAGUGGGCUGCGGGACCUGCUGGCCCCGGCCGGGACGGAGCCGGAUGAGAGCAUCCACAGCUUCGUGCAGCGCCGCUUCGGGCGGGAGGUGGCCGACGUGGCUGUGGACAGCCUGUGCCGGGGGGUGUUCGCCGGGGACUGCCGAGCGCUCAGCGUCCGCUGCUGCUUCCCUGCCCUCUUCCAGGCCGAGCGGCGCCGGCGCUCGGUGCUGCUGGGGCUGGCGCUGGGCUCCGGGAAGGAGCUCGGGGCCGGGGCCGAGUCGGAGCUGAGCCGGCGGGCGCGGGCCGAGCGCUGGAGCCAGUGGUCGCUGCGGGAGGGCAUGGAGAGCCUGGCACAGGCGCUGGCAGCCUACCUGCGGCAGCGCGGAGUCGAGAUCCGGUGCCAAGCUCCGCUGCGCCGCCUGAGCCGGCACCGCGACGGCCGCUGGCAGCUCACCCUGGCAGAUGGCACCGUGACAGCUGACCACGUGGUCAGUGCCCUUCCUGCUGCAGCCCUGGCUGGGGUGCUCCCGGCCGAGGCCGUGGCGCUGGCAGAGGAGCUGCGGCGCAUCCCGGCCGUGCCGGUGGCUGUGGUGAACCUGCAGUACCAGGGGGUGGCGCUGCCAGUCACGGGCUUUGGGCACUUGGUGCCCUCCUCGGAGGACGCUCCGCUCCUGGGCAUCGUCUACGACUCGGUGGCCUUCCCCCAGCACGAUGGCAGCGGUGCCAGCUCGGUGCGGCUCACGGUGAUGCUGGGAGGUGCCUGGUUCCAGCAGAGCUUCGGGGACCCAGCGCUGGUGGCACCGGAGCUGCUCCUGGGCCGGGCACAGGCGGCCGUGAGGCAGCAGCUGGGCCUGGAGCCGGCCCCGACCCUCUCCAUCGUCAGGGUGCAGCAGGCCUGCAUCCCCCAGUACACCCUGGGCCACUGGCAGCGCACAGAACGCAUCAGGCAGUUCCUGGCAGAGCAGCAGCUGCCCCUCAGCCUGGUUGGGGCCUCCUACGCCGGCGUCUCCGUCAACGACUGCAUCGCCAGCGCCAAGGCAGCCGUGGGGCAGCUGCUGGGGGCACUGCCCUGAGCCCAGCGGCCCCUCCUGGCACCAGCGGCCCCUCCUGGCACUAGGACAAAGUUUUGUUUUUUAUUGAAAAACCCUUAGAAAGGUUCAGGGAGCAGCUGAUAAAUAGAAUAAAUAACCAGCA
This is a messenger RNA of Dryobates pubescens (Downy woodpecker), 1625 nucleotides long. RefSeq names its product protoporphyrinogen oxidase (gene PPOX). The record is from RefSeq and is a predicted model, not a curated record. Gene Ontology annotation, molecular function: protoporphyrinogen oxidase activity, oxygen as acceptor. The transcript has 12 exons. Gene Ontology annotation, cellular component: mitochondrial inner membrane. Gene Ontology annotation, biological process: heme biosynthetic process. Bases 68 to 1504 code for a protein of 478 amino acids. NCBI's taxonomy places the organism in Eukaryota, Metazoa, Chordata, Aves, Piciformes, Picidae.